Molecule: messenger RNA, 668 nt
Organism: Gavialis gangeticus (Gharial)
Lineage: Eukaryota; Metazoa; Chordata; Crocodylia; Gavialidae
Gene: RPL12
Product: ribosomal protein L12
Exons: 7
Coding region: 84-581 (165 amino acids)
Biological process (GO): translation
Cellular component (GO): ribosome; cytosolic large ribosomal subunit
Molecular function (GO): large ribosomal subunit rRNA binding; structural constituent of ribosome
Source: RefSeq, a predicted model, not a curated record
CUCUUCCGUGCUCGUUCACCGCGCGCGGAGACGCUGCUGACGCCGACGCCGCGCAUCCGGCCCCAUCCGCGCCGCGCGCCGCCAUGCCGCCCAAGUUCGACCCUAACGAGAUCAAAGUCGUGUACCUGAGAUGCACUGGGGGGGAAGUUGGUGCCACCUCUGCACUGGCCCCCAAAAUUGGCCCCCUGGGUUUGUCCCCCAAGAAGGUUGGUGAUGAUAUUGCCAAGGCCACAGGUGACUGGAAGGGGCUGAGGAUCACGGUGAAACUCACAAUCCAGAACAGGCAAGCUCAGAUUGAGGUUGUCCCUUCUGCCUCUGCCCUGAUCAUCAAAGCUCUUAAGGAGCCUCCACGUGACAGGAAGAAGCAGAAAAACAUUAAGCACAGCGGCAGUGUCAGCUUUGAUGAGAUUGUGAGCAUUGCGCGGCAAAUGAGGCACAGGUCGCUGGCCCGGGAGCUGUCUGGAACCAUUAAGGAGAUUCUAGGGACUGCUCAGUCUGUUGGCUGCAGUAUUGAUGGCAGGCAUCCUCAUGACAUCAUUGAUGACAUCAACAAUGGCUCAAUAGAGUGCCCAGCUAGUUAAAGACUGCAGCAAAGAAGAAAAGAUCAUGAAGGUUCAUGUAGAUUUUUGUAACUUGUGAAGCUUCAUAAUAAAACUGUAGUUGUCUAA